AUGUCAGUAGGCAGGCUGGAAAUUACCUCCCGGAAACCUUUUGCCAAUGGGGAAUCGUUUGGCGACGUGGGACCUUAUGAACAACUGGACGGCACCGUAUAUUUUACCGUUGACCCGGUUAAUCCGGUUAACGAAAGGGUUGCGGACCUCAGACUGGCGCCCCGAAGCAACACGGGGGAAAUCCAUUUCUAUUCGGAUUUUCGCAUCCUGAAGCCGGUCGACCAGGAAAAAGGCAACGGCAGGCUUUUCUUCGACAUACUCAAUCGUGGUCGUGGCCCCUGUCUGCGGAACUUCAACAAUGCUCCGGAUCUGGCCCCCGACGAGCCCUUGCAGGCUGGCAACGGGUUCUUGAUGCGCCAGGGUUAUACCGUGGCUUGGUGCGGUUGGCAGCACGAUGCCCCUGACGUGCCGGGAGUCCUUCGCCUCUACCCUCCGGAAGCACGGAAUCCCGAUGGCAGCAGGAUCACUGGCAAGCUGGUCGUUACCUUUGUUCCCAACGAGCCAAUAAAGCAACAGUUCUUGUCAGACCGCAAUCACCGCCCUUAUCCCGCAAACAACCUGGAGGACUGGGAUUCGGUGAUGACUGUCCAGGAGAGUGAGGAUGGGCCAGAGCAGGUCAUUCCCAGGGAGGAAUGGAGAUUUGCCCGUGAGGGCAAUGGUCAGGUUGUUCCGGAUGCGGGAUAUGUAUACAAAGCUUCCGGAUUCGAGCCAGGCAAAGUUUACCAGGUCAUUUAUUCCACUACGGGAGCACCGAUAGUGGGGACAGGCCUUCUGGCAACCAGGGAACUGGCUUCCUUCCUCCGGCAUGGCGCAGAGGCCGAUGGUAACCCUUGCGCCGCCAACCUGGAGUACGCUUACAGUUUUGGCUCGUCUCAGAGCGGAAGGUUUUUGAGGGACCUCCUUUACUACGGACUCAAUUAUGAUGAACAAGGCCGCAGAGUAUUCGACGGCCUUAUCCCUCAUGUAGCCGGAGCCAAGCAUGGCGAGUUCAACCAGCGGUUCGCCCAACCUUCCAGCCAGGCCAGUCGCAGUCCCAACAAUCUCUUUCCCUAUAGCGAUUUAGAGCAAACCGACCCGGUGACAGGUGAGACGGACGGCGUAUUGGUGCGCUCCGCAGCCCAGGGCCCGCUGCCCAUGAUUAUGUACACCUAUACUUCCUCUGAGUAUUGGGGCGGCGGCGGCGCAUUGGUUCAUAUCGAUUUGUCAGGGACGAAGGAUAUGGAGAUUCCUGACGAAGUGCGCGUAUAUCACUUUGGCGGAGCCCAGCACCCCCUGGGCACGUCUUAUCUGCGGGACAGUGAUCCUGGCAACGGCAGCCGGGGUCAACAACCCUUCAAUUGCCUCGAUUAUCGCCCCUUGUUGCGGGCUGCCCUCUUAAACCUGGACCGCUGGGUCACCGAUGGCGCCGAAGCCCCUGCCAGCCAAUACCCUCGGUUGGACAAUGGUACUGCGGCGGACCCUGAGAAUGUUUCGGCGGCGUUAAAAAGGAUUCCGGGAGUAAACACUCCGGAACCGAUGCGCCGCUUUAAUCGGUUGGACUUUGGUCCCGAGCCUGGUGUCGCCACCAAUGUGCCUGUGAUUGUGGGUGAACCCUACCCUCUGUUAGUGCCCUCCGUUGACGAGGAUUGCAAUGAGCAGGCGGGAAUCCGGUUGCCGCUGGCUAUGGUGCCCUUGGCUACCCACACUGGCUGGAACUUGCGCCACGCGGAAAUUGGCGGUGAGGGGCAGAUUCUGUCCUCAGGAGGAGCAACGGGGGGGACCCUGGCCGGUUCUACAAUUCCCUUCCCGGCAACCCGCGCUGAAAGGGAAAAUUCAGGCGACCCCCGGCUUUCAAUAGAGGAAAGGUACGCUUCCAGAGAAGACUAUCUGGAUAAAAUCCGGGAAUCGGCCGAAGAGUUGGCCCGGCAAGGCUACGUUCUGGGUGAAGACGUUGAACUGUUGGUCUCGCAAGCCGGAGACCACUAUGACGAACUGACGGCCCGGGUUGGGCAGGCACAGGCGGCAGACAACUAG
Molecule: messenger RNA, 2013 nt
Organism: Geodia barretti
Lineage: Eukaryota; Metazoa; Porifera; Demospongiae; Tetractinellida; Geodiidae
Source: the annotation of a GenBank genome assembly